AUGAUCAAGAAAAAACCUUAAAUCCCUCAAAUUAAGGACUAAGAACUCAUCGAUAAAAAUCAAUCCAAAAAAUAGAUGAGAACUAUACCAUAUUCCCAUAGCCAAUCCAUUUAAGAAGAGGAAGAACAUUCCUCAUUGUCUCAGAUAAACAUCUAUGGCCACUCCAAGCCUACUUUUUUAAUGACAUUUCCUCAGUAACCAAGAGACUUUUAAGGAAGCGAAGACUUAAGAGCCCCUACUAUUAUAACCAAUUUGAUAUCCAAUAAAAGUCAAGAGCAAGUUGCUAUUAAAUAGGAUUGUCGAAAAUAACAUUAAGUUCAUUACUUAGAUGAAAGUUCCUAAUUUUCUUCCCAGCUAAAUUCAGUAUAAUUUUAAAGAUAGUUUAUUUCUAGAUGCGUUCAAUUUUGGAAAAUAAAAAAUCUAUGUAAAUCAAUUAGGAUAGGGUAAAAUUAUUGGUUAAUCAUAUGAAAGUUAAAUUUUUGAAUUUAAUUCACUAUUCAAAAUAUAAUGAUCCCAUCCUUACCCAAGAAUAUCAAGAACGUAAUACUGAAUUUAUACUCUAUCUUAGUUUCACCCCUCAAGUACCAUUACUUCACUAUGUAUAUAUUUCUAUCCACUACCUUAUCGAAUAUCCUUUCAUGCAUUUUCAUUCCAAUUGCUUAAUUUUUUGAUGUCUCAAAAAUCAUAAACAUCAUCUCUUAUAUGACCUAUGGAUUGGCAUGUCUAACUAUUUGCCAAGACCUUCUGUUUUAAAGAGGCCCGUAUAAAUUGUCAAGGGGAAUCAUUAAAGUCAAUUACAAGGAUAACACAAAGAAAAUAUUCGAUAUAUUAAGACUUGCCCUAUUGUCGAUAAGCAGUCUAUUUGAAAUAGAUAACAGAGCAAAACUAGUAGCGAUCUUAUUGAUGAUGCUAUUCUAAUUCUUUAGGUAAGUGGAAAAUUUUGAAAAUAUCUAUAAGUCCACUCACCAUUUUAUUUUUGUGUUCUAACUGUGGGUGUCUAUAGUAGUUUCUUUUGCUUGUAUUUAUCAAGGUAUACAUAUAAAACAAUAAGAGUUUCUCACUGCGAGGAGGAUCCAAGUCUUUACUUUUGUAUUACUUUUGCUAUUUCCCUGUUGACCCAUUGUUCGAAUAUAUGUAAAAUAGACAUUAGCAUUUUAGCCAUUGAAAUAACUAGUUAAAAUUCAUUAGUGAUAUCUAUUUAUAUGGUUCUGUCCUACCUUUGUUUAGCAUACACAACAAUGAUCAUCUAUAUUUGGAUUAAGCCAGAUAUAGAGAUUGAAGAGGAGAAACAGAAACUACUCAAAGGGUUUGUUGAAAGAUUUAGGGAGAAAUGUGAAAAUGAUGGACUUUUAAAAAGAUGUUACUCGUAUUUAGAAUUCAGAAUAGAUGUAAAUAAGAUUGUAAAUGUUUUAGGAAGAUUUAAACAAGACGAAAGAUCAACUAACUAAGAAGCUGAGUCCUGAAUUGGAGGAUGAGAUCGAUUUGUCUUUAAGAUCAACUAUGAUUGAUAAGAUCGAAUUGAUGAAUAGAUUCUCUCCUUAGUUCAAAUAAUAAUUGCUUUAUGAAAUUGAAUAAGUGACCUUUAAUCCAGAAGACAACAUCAUAAUUGUACAAAUAAUAAGUAUUUUAAGGAACAUCAAAUAGAGGAUUUGGGAUUGUUUUAUAUAUUAAAAGGAUAAGUUAAGGUUUAAUUUUAAGGUUCUUCCUUUGGUACGAAUAAAAGAGCAGUAACAACAUUAUGUGAAGGAUAAACUUUUGGAUAAUAUUCUUUUAUUACAGGGAUCCCUUCUAACAUUAGUAUUUUCAGUUCAGGAGUCACCACAUUGAUGAAAAUAAAGAGAUCUGAUUUCACUUCAAUAAUAUCGAAUUAUCCAAAAGACAAUGAAAUAUUUUGCACAAUGAAAGAUAAUGCGUUUUAUAAUUCAAAGUUAUUUGAAUGCUAUUAUUGUAAAAUCAGAGGACAUUACGUAGUAGAAUGUAGACAUUUAUAAUAUUUUCCUUAAAGAAUAAAUGCAAUUGAAAAACAUUUAUACACAGAAAAAUAACAAAGAAGAAAAUUUUCAAGGAGGUUAAGAAAAUAUUUUGCUUGGCAAGAUAUGAGUUUGAAUCAGGAUAAGGCCAGAUAAUAUGCUAAUCGAUAGAGUUAAGAAUAGGUCUCAGAUGAUUUGCCUGAAACUUCCCAGUUGCCCUAUUCUGAAAGUAAAUUGUACAAAUUAACUAGAUUAAACACAUUAAUCAGUGAGUUUUGUAAGCAAUUCUUUGGCAUAGAAAAAUUAUAGUCCUGAUCAAUAACAAUCAGCUAGCAAUGUAAACGUAGAGAGCUUAGACCAAUUUAAUAUCGAAUAAGAAUGUCAAGAUGAAUAAACAAUCCCAAUAUAAGAGCAAUAAGUAAAAAGUAUUAGAAAGAAUUCGAAUAAAACCACCUUAAAAACUGCAGGAUUCCCUAUUAAUUUUGACCCCAACAACAUCACAAAUUUAGGGAACAAUUUAUCAGUUAUAGAAAAAGAUGAUAGAGAUAUCCUGAAUUAACUAUAGGAGGCUCAAAUGAGUAAAGAUAGAACCGUACUCUUUCCUGCAGGGAGAAACAAUAAUUAGAACAAACUAACAUUUCAGUAUUAUAAAGAAGCCUCAUCAGGAAUCCUACUAAAAGAAGAUCCAAUUAUGACUGAUUCUUAUCAGUAAUAACAAAUACAACAGCAAUAGUAAUAGCAGUUCACGUAAUUAACUCAUAAUACGUUAAAAUAAUCCAUAAGAUAACCUUCAAAUAGAUCGUAUACUUAUUCAAAUUCAUUGUCUAAAGAUAUCUCUAACAAUCCUUCAUCGAAUUCCAGAUAAAAUAAAUCAUAGAAAUUAUCCAUUUUAUCUAGUCAAAACAGAGUUGUGGAUUAACAAGGGGUUAAGAAAAUCAAUAGUUCAAAGUCCCUCAGUGAAUAAAAUAAAUUAAACAACAAUAAGAGCCUAAAAUCAGGUACCAAAUAGAGUACUCCAAAUUAAAUGUCCUAGUUCUAAGCGUUAACAGCUCCAGAGGUAAUAUUAAUUCUUAGAAUAGAACCAAGGGUACUUUAUUAAUGAUGUUUUAUUCAACAAAUUCGAAAAAAUGCAGGAGUACAAAAUUUACUAUCCUCACAACAACUAUAAUCAAGUUAUUGAUCGCUAUGUUAAAUUUUUGGAUUCAAACAGAAAAAACUAUUUCAAAAGGAAAAAGUUAACUUCUGGUACUCCUUAUUCGAUAAAAUGUUUUGUUGCAUCCAAAAUUAAAAGAGUAAAAAAGCUAUUAUAAAACUGA
Molecule: messenger RNA, 3286 nt
Organism: Paramecium octaurelia
Lineage: Eukaryota; Ciliophora; Oligohymenophorea; Peniculida; Parameciidae
Source: the annotation of a GenBank genome assembly